Messenger RNA from Adineta ricciae, 411 nucleotides. The record is from the annotation of a GenBank genome assembly. NCBI's taxonomy places the organism in Eukaryota, Metazoa, Rotifera, Eurotatoria, Adinetida, Adinetidae.
AUGGUUAAAAUUAUGAAAAGUCAGAAGGUGGUAAUCGUCUUAGCUGGCCGCUAUGCUGGCCGCAAGGCGGUUGUUAUCAAACCAUACGAUGAAGGUAGCAAUGAACGUGGUUAUGGUCAUGCACUCGUUGCUGGUAUCUCUCGCUAUCCACGUAAAGUAACUAAACGAAUGGGAAAGAAGAAACAAGCACGACGAAACAAAGUCAAACCUUUCGUUAAAGUUAUUAACUAUAAUCACUUGAUGGCCACUCGAUACACUGUUGAUAUCAACUUCGAAAAAAGUUUAAUCAAUAAGGAGGUAUUCCGUGAUGCUGGUCUUCGACGAAAAGCACUUCGAGAUGUUAAAGAUAAACUCGAAGAACGAUACAAAACAGGCAAACACAAAUGGUUUUUCCAAAAAUUACGAUUUUAA